AUGACAUCCCAGGUGAAGCAGAAUUACCAUCCUGAAUGUGAAGCGGCUGUGAACCAGCUAGUGAACUUGGAGCUCUCCGCUAGUUAUGUCUACCUUUCGAUGGCCUCUCACUUUGACCGUGAUGACGUCGCCUUGAGCCACGUGGCCAAGUUCUUCAGGGAGCAGUCCCAAGAAGAGAGGGAGCAUGCAGAGAAGUUCCUGAGGUACCAGAACAAGCGAGGGGGUCGCAUUGUACUCAAGGACAUCAAGAAGCCCGACCAGGACGACUGGGGUACCAGCUUGGAAGCCUUGCAGAAAUCUUUGCAGUUGGAGAAGACUGUGAACCAAGCUCUGCUGGACCUGCACAAGCUGGCAACCGAGAAGGGCGACCCCCAUCUCUGUGACUUCCUGGAGUCCAAAUACCUGGACGAGCAAGUGAAGGUCAUCAAGAGGGUAGGGGACCACAUCACCAAUCUGAAACGCCUGGAGGUGCCCCAGAGCGGCAUGGGAGAGUACCUGUUUGACAAGCUCACCUUGGGUGAAAGGAGCUGA
Messenger RNA from Sphaerodactylus townsendi, 531 nucleotides. Its product is annotated as ferritin heavy chain A-like. Lineage: Eukaryota; Metazoa; Chordata; Lepidosauria; Squamata; Sphaerodactylidae. The record is from RefSeq and is a predicted model, not a curated record. Gene Ontology annotation, cellular component: cytoplasm. Bases 1 to 531 code for a protein of 176 amino acids. Gene Ontology annotation, biological process: iron ion transport; intracellular iron ion homeostasis. The transcript is spliced from 4 exons. Gene Ontology annotation, molecular function: ferric iron binding; ferrous iron binding.